This is a messenger RNA of Pyrus x bretschneideri (Chinese white pear), 2247 nucleotides long. RefSeq names its product ethylene-responsive transcription factor ERN1-like. The transcript has a single exon. NCBI's taxonomy places the organism in Eukaryota, Viridiplantae, Streptophyta, Magnoliopsida, Rosales, Rosaceae. Gene Ontology annotation, molecular function: DNA-binding transcription factor activity; DNA binding. The record is from RefSeq and is a predicted model, not a curated record. Gene Ontology annotation, biological process: regulation of DNA-templated transcription. The coding region runs from base 942 to 1904 and encodes 320 amino acids.
ACUAUGUCUUUACCUAAAUUUCAAGAUGCGUUCUCUCUCCAUCUCUCUCUAUCUCUCUCUCUGAUUUUUGUUACUCUCUAGAAGAUGAUUUUGGUGCCUCCAAGUGGCAGCCUGUCGUGCCUUGACGACCUUUUUUUGGUCUAGUGCUUGACUUGGUGCCCUACAGGAUCUUAAAUGGUAAAACUCUCUUCUUAUGUGUUAUGUCCUCGAAGUCCUCAUUUUAUUUUCUUUAGUUUCUAGUUUGUUUGUAAAUAGGUAACAUUUUUUUAGGAGGUAAAUAGGCGACAUUUGGUGAAGAAGAAAUGAGCAACAUUGUAAAGUAUUUAAGAAAAAAUGAUCAACAAAUAUUGACAUAUUAGCGAGAGUUUAUAGUUAAAAUAGUUAAGAAUAUUUAUUCUUGUACAUAAAAGUUUGCUCAGCUUAGUAUUGUGUGUAAGAGUUUUUUUUGUUUUUUUUUUUGGGUACAAUUAGAGAUAAUGUAGGAGGGAUGAUUUGAAUAUAAAAACUCAAGUAUCAUGAUUAACACUCUAAAACACUUAAACUACAUACCCAAUUUAUUAACGUGCAUAAGAUGAAGAAUCAUAAUCUUUUAGUUGUGAAAUUCAGAAAAGGGUAUAAAUGGAAAAGUAAAUAAGUCUCUUGUGACACAUAUUUUCCCUACAUUAAACUUAAAAUAUGUGUCUCAUAGGAUAACAAACAGAAAAGGACGUAGAGAAGCUCCUAAACAACCAAUUUGUUCAUAGAAAACUCAGAAACCCCUAAAAUAUAUAAGUCCCGCUCCCACAACCAAACAAGGAGAUGCAGACGAGCUCCCCGCAACCAUUCAGAGCUAGCUAAUACAAGAGUGCCUCCCCUUCUUCCAUUUCCUUAAAUCAAACCCUAGCUUAAAUCCAACACUAGCUUUCUCUCUCCUUAAUUAAUUUGCAUGCAAAGUAAUUUCAAUGGAGUUUCAGUUCCAACAGCCGAAGCAAGUUUCUUUUGCAGCUGCAUGCAUUCCAAAAAGCAGCAGCAAAGUAGGGAAGUGGAAGGGAAGAAAUAAUAAUCGUAGAAGCAACAACAAAGCAAGCAAGUUUGUUGGCGUGAGACAGAGGCCUUCGGGAAGAUGGGUUGCCGAGAUCAAAGACACUACUCAAAAAAUAAGGAUGUGGCUCGGAACCUUUGAGACCGCGGAGGAGGCUGCCCGUUCUUAUGAUGAAGCUGCCUGCCUUCUUCGCGGUUCAAACGCUCGAACCAACUUCAUCACCCACGUAUCUUUGGACUCCCCUCUCGCUUCUCGCAUUCGGAAUUUACUCAACACGAAAAAAGGAGGAGGAGGAGCCACUAAACAACUAGCACUACUACAUCACCAAAGCAGUAGUACUAGCACUACUACUAGUGCUAGUUCUGAUCAUGAUCAUCUGCCGCCUCCGUCUAAACAACUAGUACGGAAAAGUAGUACUUGUACUUCAACUAGCAGCGGCAGCGACACAACUUCCCUUUCGAGCGAGGUGUUUCAAGAUAAUUCUCUACUGUUUGACAAUGUCUACAAACCGGAUUUGAGAAACUGCAAUGAGGACUUUGAGUUGAGUUCUUCCUCCAAUACUUCUCAAUCCGACCUUCCUUCAUGGGUGUCAUAUCAAACGGGGGUUGACUGCUUCUCGUUUGCUCAACAAGCGUUUGAGUUUCCGAAACAUCAGGCGGCUGCUGCUUUGUCCUCUGCGGAGAGUAAUACGACUACUACUAGUACUAUUAGUACGGCAGGUGAGGCUGAUUCGGGGCUGACGGAUUUCGAAAGGUUGAAAGUGGAGAGACAGAUAUCGGCUUCGCUUUAUGCAAUGAAUGGGAUGCAAGAGUAUAUGGAAACAGUUCAUGAUCCUAACGAGGCGCUCUGGGAUCUUCCGCCGUUGUGUUCUUUGUUCUGCUAAUUAAUUAGGAUCAGUUGAAGUGAAGGUUUUGUUGUUGGUGGCCAUGCACGGAAGUUGGAUCUCCCUCUCUUCAAUUAUUCUUGCAAUUGUCAACUGAGAAACUGUUAGAGAUUAAGAUGAUCAGAAAUUUAUUUGUAUUUCCUAGCUCCCUCAACAAAUGUAAUUGAUAUCUUGUUUGUUAUAAAGUAAGCAUCCCUAAUUUCUCUACAGCUCAAAACAAGAAACUCCGAGGAGAUGUACGUUACGACGAAAUUGUGGGCAAUUUCACCUUCAUCCAUGCGGAGUAAUUGUGGUAGAAUUAAAGGUUACCGAAAUUGUGGUCCAAACCAGUUCAGCAAAGCGA